Corticium candelabrum is the source of this 981-nucleotide messenger RNA. RefSeq lists its product as uncharacterized. Lineage: Eukaryota; Metazoa; Porifera; Homoscleromorpha; Homosclerophorida; Plakinidae. The record is from RefSeq and is a predicted model, not a curated record. The transcript is spliced from 3 exons. The coding region runs from base 7 to 981 and encodes 324 amino acids.
UUUCAAAUGUUGCUACAGUCUGGAAAGCCAUAUGCUCACAGCUAUACAAGACAAGUCCUGGUACACUCAGUAUCUUACAAACUGACUCUUGUUGAUACACCUGGACUGGGAGACAAUUCAACAGAUAAUGAUGUUUUAACUGACGAUGACGUGUGUGAGAGAAUCAGAUGGGCAAUUGAACCACUGAGACAUGAAAAUGCACACAUAAUGGUAGUCUAUUUUGCCAGUGCCAUAACUAAUCUGGAUAACAAGGAAGUGGAAUCCAUAAGAAAAUUAGAAGAGGCUAUAUGCAUUCCUGUAAGCUGUGUUGUCCUGACACAUGCAAAGUCAGCUUUCGAGCAAGCCUCUCUCGACUGGGAUACAAGCAAAGAGCAAGUGCAAGAACACCUACACUCCAUUGCUGAAGAGUUUGUAACGGAUUUCAAAGCCAAACAUUAUGAUGACGAAGACCUCAUAGAUCUCAGUGAACAAAACCGAGAAGAAAGAUUAACAGAAAAAGUGCAAGAAGAGAUCAAACGUGGCAGUGAUAAUUUGCCGACAAGAAAAAGGACACGGCAGGAAUUCCUACAUAUUCUGAGUAGAAGGCAGCUUAUUGAAAUAAAGAAACAGUGGUAUCCAUUGAAGUUGGGCAGAGAGCUGCCUGUCACGCUUAUUGAAAACAAACCAUCACAUAUGACUGAAAGUGGUGUAAAAGAAAUCUACACAACGUGGAUUGAACUGUUAGAUGAAGGUGCUGGUCUCUUCCACUUCAUGACAGGAAACUUGUCAGAAAAUGGUGUCACAUUCCAUGAAAAGAUACACACAAAAGCACCAAUGACAUCAACCAGCCGCUCUACAGAAGUAAACGAUUCUAAAAGAAUCAAUAGAGAACAACAACAGAGAGGCCAUCAAACAACACUCCUUCAAUUGCCAAGUGAUUGCACAAGCCCCGAAGUCCAACGAGAACGCAACCAAGCAAGAGAAGAUAGUGUUGUAAACUAA